Dendrobium catenatum is the source of this 2027-nucleotide messenger RNA. RefSeq names its product GTP-binding protein BRASSINAZOLE INSENSITIVE PALE GREEN 2, chloroplastic-like. Gene Ontology annotation, molecular function: GTP binding. The transcript is spliced from 2 exons. The record is from RefSeq and is a predicted model, not a curated record. Bases 46 to 1698 code for a protein of 550 amino acids. Gene Ontology annotation, cellular component: mitochondrion. NCBI's taxonomy places the organism in Eukaryota, Viridiplantae, Streptophyta, Magnoliopsida, Asparagales, Orchidaceae.
UACUCUGUAAAGACCAAACCCUUCUUUACGACAACCCUGUAAGCAAUGCGCUCAAUCGUCAGAAAGCUCUCACCUUUAACUCCACCGCAUCGUCUCUUCCCUCUCUCCUUCUCUCUCUCAGCCCCAAAUUCCUGCUCCAUUCUCUCUUCUCUGCUGCCCUGUCCUCUGCCUUCUCCGGCAGUGUCGUCGGCAGCAAACCACAUUCUCUCGCUGCUCCGCCACUUCGCAUCCCAACCGUCUCCGUCCUCUACUCUCUCUCUCGCCUUCAUCCGUGACGGAUGCUAUGAUGCCGAAGUCGCCCAUCGCCCUCCUUUCUCCCUUCUCUUCUGCCCCGGCUGCGGCGUCCACAUGCAGAACUCCGACCCCUCACUUCCCGGCUUCUUCUCAACCCCUUCAACCAAAUCCCCCGACUACCCUCUCCCACUCUCCUCCACCUCCGAUCCCGAAACAUCCAUCUUCAUCAAGUCUGGCCACCUCCAAGAACUGUCAGAAGCCACUGGCGGCCCUCUUCCUGGCGAUUCCAGCGCCGAAGACAGCAAGCCUUUGGUCUGUGCCCGCUGCCACUCUCUCCGCCACUACGGCCGCGUCAAGGACUCCUCCGCCGAGAAUCUCCUCCCGGACUUCGACUUCGAUUGCAUGAUCGCCCCCAAGAUUGCUUCCCCAUCCGGCCCGCGCUCCGUUGUCCUCUUCGUUGUAGACUCAACCGACUUCGACGGUUCCUUUCCUCGCAAGGUCUCCCGACUCCUUUCAACCUCCAUUGAUCACAACGCCCUCGCCUGGAAGGAGAGUAAGUCUGCCAACAUCCCCAGGAUCAUCCUCGUCGUUACGAAACUUGACCUUUUGCCUUCUUCCGUCUCCCAGGAGAUGCUCAACGAGUGGACGCGGAGGCGGGCAAAUAUCUUGGGGGCGGUGAAGUUGGCCGGAUUGCAUCUCGUCAGCGCGGUAAGGGAUUGGGGAGUAAGAAAUUUGGUCGAGCAGGUGGCAGAGUUUGCUGGUCCAAGGGGAAAUGUGUGGGCUGUAGGAGCUCAGAAUGCUGGCAAAUCGACUCUGAUCAAUGCCAUGGGGAGGUGUGUUGGGAGGAAGAUGACCCAAUUGACCGAGGCUCCUGUGCCAGGAACAACUCUGGGGAUUGUGAGGGUGGAGGGGGUGCUUUGCGGGCAUGCGAAGCUGUUUGAUACUCCUGGGAUACUUCAUCCCUACCAGAUUACAACAAGAUUAACUAGAGAGGAACAAAAGUUGAUUCAUAUAAGCAAGGAGCUUAAACCAAGAACCUACAGAAUCAAGGUUAGUUUCACAUAUUUAUUUAUUUUCUUCAGUGGAACUUUUAUUUGGCCAAGAGAGGAACUUUCCAAACGUGUUUGCAUCGGGCUUGUUGUUGGAGUAGCUCCAGUAGAAGAACUUGGUGAAUUGGUGAGAACUGAAUUCAGAGUGACCGGUGAUAGUUGGGAUGACAGUAGCACUGACAUUGCAGCUGCUGGCCUUGGUUGGAUUGCUGUCUGUCUCAAGGGGGAAACAUUACUGGGUGUGUGGACAUAUGAUGGAAUCAAUGUUGUUUCACGAAGUUCUUUGAUUGCCAGAAAAGCAAAAAUAUUUGAAGAAGCCGGGUUCACUGUUUCAAAUAUUGUCUCUAAAGCUGACAGUAUUUUCAGCAAGGAGAAGCAAAAUAAAUCUGGGAAGAAAAAGAGUGUGCUAAGAUGAAACUGGGCAAGUAUGCCUUUAGCUGAUAUCUGAUAGAAUUGAAAGCUUAUUUGUUCUUCAGUUUAAAAGUCUGGGAAAGUGGCUCACGAAUGGAGAACUGCAAUUUUGUCGAACUUAUCUGAUAUUUAUGGUGUUGAUUUUGGAUGUCAGACUUUUAGUUGUAGUUGUAAUUUUGGACAUCGAACUUUUAGCCAUAGCUUAUUUAUACUGGGAAUUGCUAUCCUGUGCUGGGGUGCAAAUAUUGAUUACUUGUAAUACAUACGAAUAAUUCACCUUGGUUUGUGGGCAUUAUUAAUUUUAUUGUUAGUGGUAUAUUUCCUUAUUAUUUA